Molecule: messenger RNA, 8551 nt
Organism: Drosophila willistoni
Lineage: Eukaryota; Metazoa; Arthropoda; Insecta; Diptera; Drosophilidae
Source: RefSeq, a predicted model, not a curated record
CUUGAAUAACAAGCAAGCAAUGCAAGAACAUAAAAAACCAGAGCAACAACAACAACAACAAAAACAACAACAGCAACAACAACAACAACAACAACAGCAACAACAACAACAAGUGUAGUGUGUGUCGCACGAGCGACUUGUGUGAAUAGAAUAAUGAAGAAGAAGCAGAAACAACAGCAGCAACAACAGCAGCAACGGCAAAGAGAGGCACCGACGGAAGCAGAGCCAGAGCAGAGCAGCAACAACAACAACAACAACAGCAAUUCGCGUCGCCACAGCGCCAGCAAUAACAACAAUAAAUAGCAAAAACUGAGCAGCGUUCGGCAAAGCGCACCAACAACAGUAACAGCAACAGUAACAACAACAACAACAACGCGAAAUAAACGUAGCCGCAGCCGCUGCAGCAGCGUUGGCAGCGACGCCAGCAGCAUGUCCAAAACAAGCAACACAAAUCCAAUUGCAAAUGCAGCCAAUUCCAAUUCGAAUUCAAAUCCAAAUCCAAAUGCCGAUUUCAGUGCAUUCGAUUUUAAUGAUAGCUCUGAUAAUUCCGAUACGCCAUUAGUGCCACGCCCACCAUUCCUAAGUCGAGCCGCCGCUGCGGCAGCAGCAGCCGCAGCAGCUGCCGCAGCGGCAGCGGCAUUAAGUGGAAGUAGUAGCAAUUCGGGGGGAGCGCAACAACAACAACAGCACCAGCAGCAACAUCAAUCACAACAACAACAACAACCUCAGCAUGAUAGUUGCAACAAUAAUAACAACAACAACAACAGCAAUAAUAGUGCUAGCAGCAGCAGCUCACAAAGUAGUCUCGACGAUGAUGACGAUGACGAUGAAGAGGAAGACGAUGAUGACGACGAGGAGGAGGAGGAAGAGGAGGAGGAAGAAGAGGAAGAGGAAGCAGCAGCAGCGGCGCAAGCGCAAGCUCAAGCAGCAGCCGCUGUUGUGGCAGCAGCUGUGAAUGCUUUGCACAAUGGCAAGCAACAACAACAACAACAGCAGCAACAACAACAACAAUACAAUAAUAACAAUAACAACACAAGCAGCAACAACAACAGCAGCAGCAAGUCAAGAGAUCAUCUGGAAGAGCAGCAAUCACAGCAGCCAGCAGAAGACGAUGAUGAAGACGAUUACGAUGACGAUGAUGACGAUGAGGACGAAGAAGAACACCAGCAACAUCAACACCAACACCAACAGCAGCAGCAGCAACAACAACAACAAGACAAUGGACAUGAUCAAACGCCCACAGACCUGCGCCAUGUUCUGCCGCAGCAUCAUCAACAGCAGCAACAACAUCAGCAACAGCAACAGCAGCAGCAACAGGCCGACUAUGACAAUGACGGCGAAGAUGAAGACGACGACGAUGACGAGGACGAUGAUGAUGACGAUGAUGAUGAGGCCGGCAAUAGUCGUCAUCUGAAUUCUGCCCAUCUAACCAGAUCAUCUGCUGCCGAAAGUAGUGGCCUCCAUAUGAGUGCAGUGGCUGCUGCCGCCGCCGCAGCUGCUGCUGCUGCAGCGGCUGCCAAAUUGAGUGCUCAAUUGGAGCAGCAACAUAAUCAGAAUUCAUCUGCAUUGGAUAUGGUUAGCGGUAAUGGUAAUACUGUGGCUCUACCAGCUUCCAGUAGUCUCAGUAAUGCCAGCUUUUCCACCACCAACAAUAGCAAUCAUGCCAGCAAUUGUAAUAAUGAGCAAAUGUCGCGUAAUCCAAAUAGCUCAAAUGGCUCAUCUACAUUCCCAGCAGCAGCAACAUCAUCAACAGCAGCAGCAACAACAGCAACACAGCAUCAACAGCAACAACAACAGCAGCAACAACAAUUGCAACACCAUUCACAAUCACAAUCAAGUGUCGGCAGCGCUGCCAGCGAAAGGAGAAAAUAUCGCCAUCAGAACUACAGUAAAAACAUCUAUAUAGGCACCAAAAAUGCCGAAAAAUGGGAACAUAUGCGGACACGUUUACAAUUCAAAAAUGAUGUUGAAUUUGUUGCCUACUUACUAAAUCUAGCUGACAAUGAUACCGAUCGGCUGAACAAUCUGCCGCCCCCAUCACCAGCGCACACGCCCACCAAAGGUUUCGAUGGCAACUUCAAGUUGGAACCAAAUCUCAGUGUCAAGGACUUUGCUCAGCCAGCUGAGAAUGGCAAUGGAGAUGCAGCUUCUGUGGCUUCUGCCUCAAUGGCAACGCCCACACCACCUCAACGUAAGCGCUACAAGAAGCGGGUGCAGUUCCCCACAGAUGCUCUCAAUGGUUUCGGUGGCAGCAAAUCGAAGGGAGGCUACUCGAACAAUGGAAAUGGCAGUGCCAGCAACAACAGCAAUGGCAACAAUUUCGCCAAAUCCAAGAAACAGGAGGCCAAGGUAGCGGCAGCAGCUUUAAAAGCCGCUGCGGCUGCCUCUGCCUCAGCACUGCCCGAAGUGCUUGACUGUCGCAUAGCGGAGAAAAUAAAAAGCGAAUUGGAAGCCAGUAGCAAGGACUCGGUUCUCCCGAAUGCCUUGUGCCUGAAGAAGGCAGCUGCAGCGGCAGCAGCAGCAGCAGCUGCAGCAGCGGCAGCAGCGGCGGCGGCAGCAGCAGCAGCCAGCGAUGAGGACUACGAUGACGAGGAGCAACAGCAACACCAUCAUCACCAUCAUCAGCAACAGCAGCAGCAGCAGCAUGGUCACAUGGUGGGAACUGGUGGAGCGGGAGUAGGUGUACCAUCAGCAGGCACCACAGUGGACACUGUCGAUGCGUCCAAUGGACAACUGGGCAACUUUCAUGUGCGCUCCAAGAGCCAAAGCAAGAAAUUGCAGGCGGCCGCUGCGGCGAAGGCGGCCAGCCAGCAUGUAAUGAUGCCUCCCAAUUCCUAUGAUGAGCCGGACGAUGGCACCGAUCGUUUGGGUGACAACGGCGCCGACGAUCACGAUGACGACGACGAGGAACUGGACGAAGAGGCUCUGGCCCGCGAAAUGAAAAUGGAGCAGAAUUUCGUCGAGGAAGAGGACGAGCAUGAUAUAGCCUUCCGUUCGCAGCAAUCGUGUCGCGAAUGCUCCAUCACGCAUGAUCACAAGAUGUGCCCGCUGCGAAAUGCCUGCGGCAAUGUCACCGAUGCCGUCGACCUGGCCGAAUGGAUUGAGCGUCGAAAUUUGGAGGCACUGGCCAAACUGAAAGCAGAUGCCCAGCGUCAGGCGAAACGUGGCCGACCACGGGGACACGACGAUGACGAGGAUAUGGAGGAUCUCGACAUGGACGAUUCAUCUCAGCUCUCGGAACUGGAAACAAAACCGCUGAUCACCUUCGCUGAGGCAUCAGUGCCAGCUGAAUUUGAACUGCACAAUGUGGAGCCAAAUGUCACGGGUGUCUUUGCUCGCACCGAGGUCCGCGCGUUCACCAAACUGGGACCCCUGAUCGGUCAGCCAGUGCAGACCGGCGAGGUGCGCGAGGGCAGCGACAUGAAAUGGAUAUUCGAGAUGUGUGAGGCCGGGGCGGAUAAGUCAUAUCUGCUGUGCUGCGACAAUCCCAAUGCCUCCAAUUGGCUACGUUUCAUUCGACCGGCUCCCAGCUAUGAGGAGCGCAACGUCAACCUGGUGUCCAUCGAUAGGCAAGCGUAUUUUGUCAGUUGUCGAGAGCUUCGAAAUGGCAUGGAGUUGCUCUAUUGGAGUGAUGAUUGCAACACCAUGUGGCGCAAAAAGCACACGGAAAAAACAACCUGCGGGGGUUGCAAUCUCAAGUUUGAACAUCCGCUAUACUAUCGCACCCAUUGCUCUGUCUUCCAUGAUCCAUCGAUGAGUCUAACCAUACGUAAAUACCAUUGUAAAGUGUGCGGCGAGGCGGUACUUGGCAAGGAUAACAUCAUGAAGCAUGCCGCCGAGAAGCAUGACGGCAAGGGGGCUUAUCAGUGUCAGUUUUGUAAUAAAUUCUUCCUGCGUCUCAAUUACCUGGAAAUGCAUCGCACCUACGGCUGUGCCUCGAAUCCGAAUCGUUCGCGACCCGUCUGUGAUUUUUGUGGUCGAAAAUUCUGCCAGCCGCAGAAAUUGAAGGCGCACAUUAAGCGCAUGCAUAGCGAUAUGGCUGAAGUUUUACGAGAUUUUCAGUGUAAAUUAUGUUCAAAACUUCUAGGAUCGCGUGCGGCAUUGCAGCGCCAUUCGAAGGAGGUGCACAGCCGCAACUCAACGGUGGUUAGUUGUCCGCGGUGCCAGAAACUCUUCCAGAAUCGUAGCAAUCUAAAGAUUCAUAUGCUAACGCACUCUGGAGUGCGGCCAUUCAAGUGUGCGGAACCUGAGUGCAAUGCGGCCUUCACCACCAAACAGUGCCUGCAGUUCCAUUACAAGAAGGUCCACAAUUACACCCAGGAGCAGAUGCCGAAAAUCGAGAGAAGUGUGGCGUACACGUUCGAUGCCUAUUCGGGGGGAAUGAAGGUGGACUUUUUGGAGCAAGCACCGCGUCGCCGGCGCAAGAGUCUGGAGGAUCAGAAUUCAAUGCUCAGCAGUUCGAUGCAAAGCGACACUGAAUUCAGCGAUGACAACAUCUUCGAGGCCAUAAAGAAGAGCGGCAAAUCGAUUAAGGAUCUGUGUCGGAAUGAGCCAAAUCUGUCGCUACUUAGCUCGAAAAUUUCCAGCAUAUUUGGUGAGAAAGUGCCAACAGCAGCUGCAGCAGCGUCAGUCGGAUCGGUUUCUGGGUCAGUGUCCGGGCCUGGAAUGGGCGUGUCUGGUGGGCAGCAGGGGCGAAAAAGAAAACGCAAGAAGGAACCACCAGCAUCCGCUGGUCACGGUCAACAGCAGCAACAUCACCAGCAACAGCAGCAACAGCAGCAGCAACAGCAACAACAACUGAGUCAACAACAACAACAUCAGCAGCAGCAGCAGCAACAGCAACUAAAUCAACAGCAGCAGCAGCAACAUCAGCAGCAACAACAACAACACCAUUUGCAACAACACGCCAGCCAUGUGCAACAGCAAUGCCACCAGCAACAGCAGCAACAACAAUCCGGUCAGCUGCAUCACGAUCAGACAUCAUCCAAUUCACAUGUUCCUCACCCGCAUCAAGCGUCGCAGCAGAGUCAAUACCAUGGCCAUCAUGGCCUGCACGGACAUCCGCUGCAUGGCCACCAUCAGCAGCAACAACAGCAGCAACAGCAGCAGCAGCAGCAACAACUCCACCCAGAUGCCGACGAUGAUGAGGACUCAGUGCGCUUGGAGCAAGUGCGACGCAAACAGAAUGCCCAACUCAGUCUGGUGGAAUCGUUCCUCACCACAACCGCCCAGCGACUGAGUGCCCAGCAGCAAGUGCAGCAAGUGGUGGCCGCCGCGGCAGCAGUCUCGGCCAUGGCCGGUGCCGGCGAAGAUCCCGCCAAACUGGGCCACAUGAUGGGUCACAUCGGUGUGGGCGUUGGCGUUGGCAUGGACGACGAUGACGACGAUGAUGAGGAGGACGAUGAUCCGCCCUCGCAUCACCAUCAUCACCAUCACCAUCAUCAGCAGCAGCAGCAGCAACAGCAGCAACAACACCAUCAUCCGCACUCACAUUCCCACUCGCAUCCGCAUCCGCAUCAGACGCAUCCGCAUGCCCAUUCACAUCCUCAUCUGGCCCACAGCCAUUCACAUGCGCAUCCCCAUCAGCAUGGUGGCAUGGCCCAGCAGUCGCCGCAAUCCCAGCAACCGCACUCCAGCGAUCCGAACAGCUAUCGCCAUGCCUCGUCCAUGAAUGCGGCCACUCUUGGCCAGAAUCUGGUUGUCAGCAAGGGCAGCAAAAAGUGGAUUGGCGCCGAUGAUCGUCAUCUAAGCGAUCCGGUCGAUGUUGCGGCAGCAGCAGCAGCUGCUGCAGCAGCGGCAGCCGCAAACGAAGCAUCUGUGCCCUGCGGUCAACUGGCCGGCGGUCCAGGCAGUGGAGCAGGCCAGGACUUAGGUUUCGCUGUGCCGCCCAGUGCUGUGGUGGAUGAGCAUAGCAAGCUCCUGGGACAGAAUCGUGAUUUCCUGGCCCGUCUAAUGAGCAGUGCCAGUGCCAGCCAUGCCCACCAGCAGCAACAGCAACAGCAACACAGUUCGCACAGUCGGGAGGAGGAUGAGAACAGCUCGUUCCUGGAUGUUGUCGAAUCGAAUACGGCAGCAGCUGCUGCUGCAGCGGCCGCUGCUGCCGCCAUGUCGCAAUAUCAUCACAAUACCACCGCGGGGAACGGCUCAAGCGGCGGCAGUGGCGGUGGGCCCCUAACGCCCACCGGUCCGUCCACCGGAGGAGCAGAACCAGGCGGCGGCGGCGGCGGUGGUAGCACUGGCACUGGUGGAGGAGCAGAGGAUGGACAUGGUGGUUCGGCGCCUCCUGAGUCGCAGACGCAAAUGCAAAUGAACUCAUUGGCCCAUUCGCAAUCCUUUAUGAGCUCGUUCUACAGCAAUGCCAAUGCAAGACUGAGCGGAGCCGGUGUUGGAGCUGGCUCCUCAUCGGCCAGCAUGCUGGUAGAGGCGGCCCUCAACUCCGUUGGCAAUAUGAUUGACAACGAGAGCGAUGACAUGAAGGUACCCACCGAGAAUCACAUCAGUGGCGACAGCCCAAUGAGUGCCCAUGUGGAUGCGGAGGCUCAACAUUUCGCUGGUGGAGGAGGAGGGGAAUCUGGUGGUGGUGGUGGUGGUGGCGGUUCGGCUAAUUCUGGUAGUGCUAAUGGCGGUGGAUCUGGCAUUGGCGGACCGAUGGACAAUCUGGAGAAUGAGCUUAAAAUGAUUAAGAAUCUGGGCAACUUCCCAAUGCAAAUCCCGCCGUUGCCCAUGUUCCAGGGUGCCUGCAACAUCUCACCGAGCGCGUCCACUCCCACCAAUCCGCAGAGUAAUCAAAAUCAGAACGAUGUCGAUGUCGAUGCGGGCAGCACACCACAAAGGCCCCAGCAUCCCGAUUCCGAUGGCUUUUCGUCGUCGCAUCAUCGUACGCCGCCCUCGCCGCCACCCAUAUCGCCUGGCCGUGAUUACGGUGGCAUGUUUGGGUCUGGCAAUGGUGCUGGACCCGGCUCGAAUAGUACUCCGGCUGGUAGUUCAAGUGGCGGCGGCGGCGGCGGAGGUGGCAGCGGCAGUGGCAACGGCAGUGGCGGCAGCGGUGGUCCUCCACCUGGAGCUGGGGCUACCAAUAGCAUGUCGGCCUCAUCACCGCUGCCGGCACUGCAACCCCAAAGACGACAGGCCUCCAGUGUUGGCAGCACAUAUCCCGAGCAUGAGCUUAUCUCACCCGCCUCCUCGCCGAGUAUACCUCGCUACAAUUUCAACGGUGACAUGAUGCGCCACAAGCGAGCUGUCCAGGAUCAGGAGCAGGACAGACGCCACAACAUCUCGCGGCACAAUCAAAUGUCCAGCGAUGAGGAGAAUAGCAUAAUGCCACAGAAUAGUGCCGGCCAGGAUAUGCGCAUGAAAUUCCCCCAGUCACAGAUCGAUCUCAUGUACUCCAAGUACGAGACAAUGGCCAGCAAUUUGAAGUACAACAGCCAGGAUCUUGACUCACCGGCCGAAUAUCGUCAGAGUGGCAGCAAUAGCAAUGCAGCGGUCAGUGCCGCAGCGGCUGCUGCAGCUGCGGCAAGCGCCGCCGCCAAUGACAUGUCCGAUCUGCAGGGUCUGGACAUGAGUUCCCGUUCAAAUGCGUCGAGCAGCAAUUACCAUCACAAUUUCCAGUUGCCCAGCAGUCGCUACCAUCAUCACAUCUACGACAUACUCUCCGACCGCGAGCAGAGCCAACAGGCGCAGAGCCAGCAGCAGGCUGGGCCCUCGUCGUCGUCGGUGGUGCAUCAGCAGGAGCAUGGCGGCCAUGGACACGGCAGUCAAUUGGCCAUGCAACAGCAUCAGUCGGCGGCGGCCAUGCAUAACAUGCUGAGCGAACAAUUGGGCGAGCAGGAGCACGAUCAGACCACCUCAGUGGACCUGAGUCGAACGGCCAACUAUGUGGUGUCGUCGCCACCACAAUUGCCCUACAAUCAUCCGCACCACGACAUGCUGCGCAUGGCCUCACUGGACCUGACCCCCAAUACGGCCAAUGCCAUGUCGGUGGGCAAUAAUCGUUCGUUCCUCUCGUCCCAGAUGCAACAUCAGAGUCGCGAGAGUCUCGAGCAUCAUCGAUUGCUGUCGACUGUGGAACAGCAUCGCAUAUUGGCCGCCUCGAAUGCGGCUGCCGAUCAGCAUCGUCUGCUAGUCGAUCCCACUGCCCACUUGCUGAUGGAGCAGAAUAAUCGUUUGCUUGGAUCGGCGGAUCAAUCGCGUCUGCUUGGCGAAUCGGCAGCGGCGGCUGCCCAAAAUCGUCACAUGGCACGCAGUUUUGGGGCUUACCAUCAGGUGGCUUCCAGUAAUUAUCAUCCGGGUGUGAGACCACCGCCGGUUCUACCCUCGGCCAAUCAUCAUGCUUCCAAUCCGACAAACUAUCACCCUUUCCCAGCCUACUAUUAGGCUUAGACAGAUGAAACCCGGGACAAAGUGCAAAGCCAAUUGCAAAACCAACUUCUCCAUGCUUCCUCAUCCUUCUCCCAUCCUCCAUCCUCCAUCCUCCUCCUUCAUGAGUAUAGUUCAAUAUUAAGCGCAAAACAUGUUUUAAACGUAACAAUUAAAUUUAUUUACUGUUUUA